This is a messenger RNA of Athalia rosae (coleseed sawfly), 3938 nucleotides long. RefSeq names its product cuticlin-4-like (gene pio). NCBI's taxonomy places the organism in Eukaryota, Metazoa, Arthropoda, Insecta, Hymenoptera, Athaliidae. The record is from RefSeq and is a predicted model, not a curated record. The transcript has 9 exons. The coding region runs from base 1008 to 2261 and encodes 417 amino acids.
AUCAUCGUCGAGAGUAGCUGGAGGUUCCAUGGUAUCCAUGAAGGUUUCUUCCAUUUGCCGAAAGAUGUUUGUCCGGUUGGUUGCGCUACAACGUGGAGGGGCGUUCGUAACUCGGGAGUUUUAGAAACCACCCGAUACUCAACCAACAGCUACCGAGUGCGAGCGAUCAGUUUCGAUCUUGACGGCGAUCGCGAAGGGUCCGGUGUGGCGGUGGAGUCGAGUUGUGUGGAUUUGUGGGUGGUAAGAUCAACCCAAUUUCUCAAAAAGUGGAGUGCCGUGACAGCGACGAGCAUAUUAAAUCAAAUCUACGAUCGAUUACCGGCUCGAAAUAGCCAUCGACUCACCCUCGGUUUUGAAAAACAAAAAAAAUCGAUACACCGCGAGUUUGAAUAUGCGAUGACCGAUAAGAUGCAGCGCACUUCACGUAUCGAAAAUAAAUCGAAAGGGUUGAAAAAACGGCGUCACUAGAAUCACCGGACGAUGCGCGUUUACGUUUAUUCGCAUAUAAAUAUCACUCAAUUAAAUGAAUACCGUGUUCCCAAUCCUCAUGGAUGUAAAUGCAAGCUGCGAGGAUAUUUUUUCAAAAAAACACGCGUCACAGUUUUAUAAUAAAUUUUCAGUGAGCCCGGUGAUCGUCAGAGGGAAAAAAGCCCGCGCGACUUAUUAAAGUCCAUGGUGUUGUGAUUGCGCCAGUUUGCAAGAAAAUUAUAUUACAUCGAAGCUGAACGAGAACGAGAAGAAAACAAGUAGAAAUAAUAUAAUAAAACGAUCGAAGGAACCACAACGAAUAUCGUGCACAGGAUCUCACGUCAUUCUCAGAUUUCAUUGGAUACUUUGCACUUUCGAAAACGUCUGAAAGUCGCCAUUCGAAGAUCCUCUUCAGCAGCCCUGAGUACAGGUUACGGAUGGUAAAAUCAAUUUUUGCUCUGAAAAUUGACCAUCCCCCAAUCUCAUUUGGAUAUAUAUUCACCCGUGGAGACUAAAAGGAUAAAAAAAACAAUACAGCCAUGGUGAGGCGGGAGGCGACGCUGCUAAUUCUGUUGGUCGGAGUCUUGGUGGAACAAUCGGGCAACACAUAUGCCGCGCAAAUACCUACCCUUCCAACCACUACGGUGGCGGUUGCGAGUACGGUUCAAAUAGAAUGUGCGAGCGAAUCGAUCGUCGUACACAUUUCCACGGAGGGUAACUCAGCCUUUCACGGGCUGGUCUAUCCCAGAGGACUUUCGAAGAAUAGUUCCUGUCUUCAGGAAUACAGGAGCCAACCUGCGCCCAUCACUUACACUCUCCCGCUAAGAUCCUGCAACACAAUGCCAACCGAACUGGACGACGGUGGGAUCGAAUAUUUUAACACGAUCGUUGUUCAGCCACAUCUGAAAUUGGUCACCAAUCAGGGGAGAGGGUUCCAUGUGAGGUGUCGAUAUCAGACGAGGGAUAAAAUUGUAACGAACGAUAACACGCACGUGGCAAUGUUGCAGUCGCUGCCAUUACAGGCAACUGCACCGAUGCCUGGAUGUACGAUGAAGAUUUUCAGCGGAGAUCCGAUGCAACAUCAGGUAGCUGAAAACGUAAAAAUUGGCGACCCCUUGACAUUGGUCAUCAGCAUCGAUGCCCAAGAAAUGUUUGGACUCAGAAUAUCCGAUUGUCUUGUUCGGGAUGGCCUCGGAUGGGGUGAACAGAGACUAAUCAACGACGAGGGAUGCCCGGUAGAUAAGGAGAUCAUGGGUCAAUUCGUCUACAGCGAAGACAAGACAAAGGCGCAGGUCAACUUCCAGGCUCACAAAUUUCCUUACAUAGCCAGUGUCUACUAUCAGUGCAACGUACAGCUCUGCGUUAAACAAGGUGGCGGAUGUGAAAACACGCCGCCGUCCUGCGAUGCUGGAAGGAGACGAAGGAGGGAUCUGACCGAUGGAAAAUCCAGGUCGGAUACGAACACGAUGGAAGGUCUUCCCGAUGGCGAAACUCCAGCUACGAUCGAAGUCUACAGUGGUCUCUAUGUCAACGAAGCUUCCGACGCCAGUUCAAAGUUCGAUUACCUCGACGAGGUCUCUAAAGAAAGGACCAUAGACGACCCCAACAACAUAUGUAUAUCGCAGAGGAGCUUCGCGAUAGGCAUAGCGAUAGCUGGAUUGAUUUUGAUGCUCGCGGUGGUAGCCGCGAUAUUGGUUCUCCUUGCGAGAAGACGACACAAGAGUAUAUCGACGACCGGAUCAUCGAUUUACAGUAGUCCUUACACGAACACUGCGUACAGUCAUAGCAGUUAAAAGCUCAGACUCUGAGUCUUUGCCCAGUUUGAUAUUAAUUUUUGGCGUAUAAUCAAAGUAUUCAGUGGUAACUUGUGUCCUAUUCUGUUUGAAAUUUGCUAAUCUCAUCGGCAUUUUGAAACGAAAGGUAGUUACAUUACAAGGUAGUAACAACAAAGGUGCUGCGUCGCUCGAUGAUAUUUGCAAAAUAUAAAAUUUUCAAACAAACUCUUCACUGAGGCGCUCCCAGCGGAUUAAUCGAGGAGAAGAUAUUUUAUUUCCGUUCACGUAUACGUAAAGUAUACCGGCCUGGGUACGCGCCAUCUUAGACAAUAGUUACCCUAAUUUUCAAAACCGAAUCUGCUAUGAUGCUUACGCCGUUUUAAUUAGCGUAAUAAUUAUUUACAUUAAACUAUAUUCGGUUAUUAUAUCAGCAGUAGUUCACGGUUUUAAUUAUCAAGAAUGUUAACGUGUUCCUAUAGAGAAACGUCGCUAAAUCGGAUCGAGCGAAUGGAAUUCUUAAUCGUUAAGUUUUCAAUAAGGACCGGAGACUACAUUAUCGUUUCUCCUUGCAUCACGUUACUUUCCUACUGUGCAAUAUACAUCCGUCCCUGUUAUAAAAUACUGAGAAGAUUAAGAUUGUCUUACGCCACAGAGAAUGACGAACUAUCUUUUCUCAACUCAUUGUCCUCUACCUAGUUUAUAAUCCAAUAACGCUUGCUCAUUUAAUAUUGAUUAGGUAUAUAUUGUGAGGUGUUCCAUGUUGAUUUGAAUCUGAUCCUUGGCCUGGAUCAAAAUGUUUUGCGAUAUAUUGACCAAUGAACUCAAAAAAUAUCGACUUCAGAUAUAGUGAACCUGUGUCUGUGUCUUGUUUGAUUAUAAACUCUUUUUAUUUGUUUGAAAAAGAUAUUAAAAUUAGCAUGGAAGACGGAGGUAAAAGCUAAACAUUAAUAAUAAUAAUAGCGAUAAUGAUAAUAAAUAAAUCAAGUCAAGGUGCUGCUCUUGUGUUAGUGCUCUUGUAAAAUUAAGAGAUUGUCUGUGGCAAAUUUUUCAACUGUUAAGAGUCGAAUAUGAUGCCGAUUGAUCAAAACUAUUGUGCGAGUGCAUUAACAUUAUUCCAGCUGAAGCGAAGCUAGGUUCUCAAGCCUGCUUUUCAAAGCAGCCGUAAGUGGGUCUAAUUUGGUGGUGGGUAAAUAAUUAAAAUGUAAAGAUAAAAAAAACGAAAAAAAAUGAGAAAAAUUGAGAAAAAUUGAUGAUUGAAAUGUAAAAGAAUGUCAGAUAAGAAUUGUGCCAAUGUUUUUCUACUCGGAUGAAAGUUUCAAACAAACAUUGAAUACAGUUUGCGUACGUUCGUUCGAAUAAUGUCCUGCUUAGGUAUAUUAUUUUUUACUUGACUAUAGUAGAGAAAAAUAGAAACAGAAAGACAACGGAAACUUGAUCUGAGUAUAAUCGCGGGCUGGAUUUGUUUGAGAAGUACUUUAUUGUCGAAGAAAAGUAUUUUUCGAACUUCGUGGCGCUGGUUCAAAGUAACAUUAUGGUAUAAGUAAAACUGUAUAGAUUUAAUAUGUGUAACGGGGAAGCCUGCAAUGUUACUCUGGACCUUUGUCAAAGACGACUAAGGAUAUUGUAAAUAAUAAAAUUUAUGUACUCGACUGUUUUUCUCCGAAAACGAAUUAAUACGUAUUUUCAUAGCCGAAA